AUGAGAAAAUAAAUCGCCAACAAUUCUCCCAAGCAGUCUAAACAAUCUGGUGUAAACAAAAAGAUUGUAAAGGAACCUAAACCAGAGGCGAAUCUUCGAAUUUUGCAUAUGACAGAAGAAUAAUAUUAAGAGAAAAUUGAAAAUCUGGAAUCAAGGAUUGCUGAACUCUAAGGUCCAGACAAUAAAACUAAGCGCAAGAGAUUGUAUCACGAGCUAGCAUAAUUAAAAAGAAAUGUUAAGUUAAUCGAUCCAAAUGUCAUCGAAGAAAAGAAAUAAAAAGAUUUAGAAAGAAGAAUUUAAAAGAAGUUAUCUAAAAAGCAAGAAACAGUUGAAGAAGUAUAAAAGGAAAAGAAGAAAUUAAAAAUGAAGGAGAAAGAUAAAGUUUGCCUCGUAUGCAAGAAGGUUGGACAUACUGCUUAACAUUGUAGAGAGAAUGUUCAACCCACCACUGAUGUUAUUUGUUAUAAUUGUGGUUCUUAAAAACACACCCUCAAAGAUUGCUAAAAACCUAAAUCUGGCUCAUUGAAAUUUGCUACAUGCUUUGUUUGCAAAGAGGCUGGCCACAUUAGUAGAGAUUGUCCCAAGAAUCCUAAAGGACUUUAUGCAUAUGGUGGUGGAUGCUAUAUUUGCAGUAGCACUCACCACACUCAAGCUAACUGUCCUUAGAAUCCUAAGAAUAGAAUCAUCUCAUAAUAAUAAUAAAAAUAAUAGGAUGAUUACAUGAGUGAUUGAUUCUGUAUAUAUAAUUUAGUAAUAAUAAUUGUAUUA
Messenger RNA from Paramecium tetraurelia, 768 nucleotides. RefSeq lists its product as uncharacterized. Lineage: Eukaryota; Ciliophora; Oligohymenophorea; Peniculida; Parameciidae. The transcript has 3 exons. The record is from RefSeq and is a predicted model, not a curated record. Gene Ontology annotation, molecular function: nucleic acid binding; zinc ion binding.